AUGAUUAAGGGUGAUUCCGAACUGACAUUUCAGAUUGGGAACAUUUCGGUCACUCUCAGGGGUCCCCCUCGGGAUUGUGUCAACCUUCAAGAGCACAUUGCUCGGUACACUGCCCCUUCCUCGCCUGCUGCUCCUUCUCGGGCUUCUUCCGGCUACUUGCUGGUGGACCCUCCGGCUACUGAAGAGCCGGUUUCUUCCUCGUCCCAGCCGCCGUUGCUGGCUGAAACUAGAGGAGACGUCCUCGCCAGCUUCCCUCCGCUGCCUGCGAGGUGGUCCUCCCUUGCGCAUCAGCUGCAAAGCGCGCAGAGCUCAGGGAUUGAAAGGCUCCGGCGUGCUUGGAUUGCUGGCCAGUGGGCUGCUGCUGCUCUUUCUGAUCGGGUGGUUACUCCUGCUCACACCCCCCUCCUCAAGCUCUCCUCGCGGUACUACAUUGUGCUGCGUGCCCCGGGGUUGGACUCGCCCGCUUUGGUGGAGACCUCGCGAGCCUACUUCGACAUUGUGGGGCGGCCCUUUGCUCGGUCUACCAUCUCCCACGGGUUCCCUUCCUUGCUGGAGGUGCGUGUCUACUGCGACGCCGCUGGCUUCGCAGUCCCACAGGAGGAAGGUGGACCCCUGGUCCUGGAAGCGUGUGCCGUGUGUCUCCUGAAGAGACAGAACCCCAGCAAAGGCCUCCUGAUUGCAGUGCCCUCCCACUUCUUCGACGAAAGCCUCCUUCAGGCAGCCCAAUCGAGUCCUCCUACCGAAGUGCUGGGGCCCUCAGAAGUUUUCGACUGCGCUGCUGCCAUCAUUGCGGAAGGGCAGCUUGUGGAGCACAGUGCCAGAUUGUCGGUUAUGAUAGACUGCAGCGAGGAGCUAUGCGCCAGCCUAAAAAUUGCGAGGAUGCCACUUCCGGAGGGGGUCGAGCCCUUCGACCAAGAGGACCCUUCAUUGGUUCCUUAUGUGCCGAGCCUGCUGCCUCAGGUCGACCCUUGGCUUCGAAACUUGGACCGUGUGGCGUUUUACUCCCUCGACGAAGAGGGGCCCGUGCCCGGGCCGAAGCAAGGUGCAAAAUCGAGGGCAAAGGCAAAGCAGACCCCUGCCCAGCGAAAAAUGCUGCUUUGUCAGUGCUCCCGGCCCUCAACUCUCGGCUGGACGAGCUUACAGCCGCUUGGAGGCAGGAGGGGUUUCGUUGACUACGGGCGUGCGAGCUCCUUUGCAUGCCCAGCUGGGGCUGCCAGCCGAAGGCACGCCGGGGCAGCCGGCAUCGUCGAAGCAGGUGGCGGGGGCUCCCCCAAAGAGAGGGCGGAGGAGCUCGAUCCUCAGGCCACCGGGGCUUCUGCAGGCGCGCGUGGUUCCUUAGGCAGGGCGAAGCUGCAGGCCGAGUUGGCUUUGAAAAAUGGGGGCCGCCCUCCUUUCUACACAAAGGUCCUGCAGGCGGCGGCCCGCCGAAUGGAUCCGACCCAAGCAGAGCCAAGCGAGCUGAGGGAGAGGGCAAAAUACAUAGAGCGCCAGGUGCGAAACAUUGCCCUGGUGCAGUGGCAAGUCUGUACUGCCCUGGAUUUGGCCAUGUCUGGGCAGAUGGAUGGAUGCCUGGAUGUCCUAGCCCUCCUUUGCGUGUGCUUGGAGCAGUGUGCGCUAGAUGGCGGGAACAUGGAUAUAGGAUACCUCCUCAGCUCCAAGAGGACCCCGGUGCCGGGCCUCACCCCUGGUGUUGGUAGGCCCCAUGACCCUAGCGAGCAAGCCUCCUACGGCAGUGUGCGGCCGAUCUUGCUGUUGGACCCAGCGCUCCCUUACUCGGAGAAGGGGUUUUCUUCAGAAACAGCCGGAGGCGAAAUUGUCGGUUUUCCCUCCGAAAAGGACAAUUCGGCGCCGUACAGAACUUUAGAGGCUGCCUCGGUCUCCUCCGGAGACCCACCGACUGCAUCGAUGCACCACGAGCAAUGCAAACAGCUGUUGCAUGACGACGUCCUCAACUUCGAUGGCGUCUUGCCUUUUACGAAUUUCUUGGCCAGCUUGCCUAGGCGCAUCCUAGCCUGUAAUACCAAGUUUUCUCGCUUCCUUGCGAGCACUCUUCACCUGCAAAGGAACGGUGAGUCCGUGUCCGCUCCCGCGCUUUUUCCGCUCCCAGUGCCCUAUCCGGGCGUCUUCGAUGGGAGUGGCCCGAAGAUGGCACAGGGACGUUUCAAGAGCCUCGUGCUCAAGAGAGGGGUGCAUGUUCUAACGAUGUGCCUCAACUACGUCUUCUGCGGAAGGAAUUGGAUUCCCUCUGCCGAGCUUCGGAGGCCGCCGUCUUCUUCCCAGGAAGCGAUCUUCGAUCGCAUCCAGCGGCUUCUUCGCGCGUGUGGCUCUCUCGCCCCCCAGAUUCCUAUGUGUCCUGGGCGACGAAGCCAUGAAUUGACUGCAUGCCUUCGGAACUUGGCCGCCUAUGCCGGCCGACACACACCGUCACCUGGCGCAGGUUAUGAUGCUGCAGGGAACCACGGAGUUGCCGAGCCCGUCGACCCGGACCGACCCGAGCUCCGUCCCUACUCUAGCCUGUGCGCGGCUCGCUUGAAGAUUUCCGGUACUGGGCACUUUUGGCCGGUACCCUACCUUCAGCCUUCUCUCGUGAUGCCUUUUCUUGAACCGCGGGUGUUACGCUUCACCGAGGAUGAGCCUACGAGCCCUCACCCAGCCACUUGCACCGAUUCUGCUCAUGAGCUCCCGGAGCUUUACGCAAGGUGGAACCAGCUUGGCCUUUUGGGCUUUACAAAGGAUCGGGUGAAGGCGUGGCAAAAGGUCAGGGUCUUCAACGCAAGAAAGAAUGAGAAGCAGGAUAGACAGAUAGGCGACCGACGGUCGCUUAACGGCAUUGAGCGAUGCCUCGAAGGGCCAUCUCGAGAGCUCCCGCCUGGAGCCCUGAUGUGCAACAUCCUGCUGCGGCCAAAGUCCCUCCUGUGCGCACCGUCGGCCUUCAGGCUCGCCGCGCUCACGUCGCUGGCGAGUGCCAGUGCCAACGUGUGGCAGGAUAACAGCCCCCUUAGUGGGACCUUUGCUCCAGACUUGGUGAAUGCGGAUGCUGCCGAGGGCCCCUGCCAAGGUGCCAGCUCCCAGGCCGAGCUUGACACCGAUGCCCUUGAGAAAGACGCAGCCUUGAUCAACUUAGCUGGUCCAGAAAGCUUGUGGUGGAACCAGGUCCGCGAUUCCGAGCCGCAUGUAGUGUUGCAGCCAGCGUCGGACCCUUUGGAAGGCCAUGCAGUUGAUUUUGAAGCUACCUUCAGGAGUGCAUGUCAAGUGCCCCUCGCAUCCAGUGACCUGGAGGCCUUCGCUCAACCGUGGGAUGAGGGUGUUUUCGGGGUGAUCUUUGGGGGUAAAGAUUUUCUUGAUUUGCCUGUGAAGAAAGCCGCGCGGAUCUUCAUUGAGGGUGAGGCCGGGAUCCCUGCAGGGGAUUCCGAGGCUGCAGCAAAGAGGGCGCGAAGGACUUCGAAAGAUGUGUCGUUCAGCAAGGUGGUCAAAGCCAGGGCGAUCGUUGAUUGGAAGCAACAGCGUAGUGAGCAAUUAGCGAUUGGCUUGGAGAUGUGGCUGUGCAUGGUUCUUCAGUGGGGACCUUGCCUGCUGGUUUCCCAGUUGGAUGCUUGCUCAUCCAGGGCUGACCAGAUUGAGGUUCUUGGGGACAUCAUGAAGGGCAAGGCUCCGUCUACUGUUCUAAAGCGUGCUAGGAGCUUGACUUUGCUACAUGACUUCAUCAUGGAGAAGAGUGUAACGUUUCCAUGUGCCGAAUCGCAUGUGUAUGACUUCUUGAAAACUCUUGAAAGAGAUGGCGCGCCACCGAGUCGUUUGUCGUCUGUGAUGGAGGCCAUCAACUUCACUCUGCAUGUGGUCGGAGUGUCAGAGCUCGAGGUUGUGAGUAGCAGUCGACGGUGCAAAGGGAUUUGCACUUCGGAAUUCUUCAAGGAGCCAAAGCAAGCAUCACCCUUGACUGUGCAUCAGUUGCAAACGCUACAUGAUGUUCUGGAGUCCCAUCCAGACCCGUGGUGCAGAGCCUUCGCAGGCGCAGCGUUGGUGUGUGCGUACAGCAGAUGCCGGUGGAGUGAUGUCCAGCACACAGAGACCGUCAUGUGGGACAUAGGUUUCGAAGCUGACCUUUGUUACAUCGAAUUGCGUAUCGGUGUGCACAAGACUUGCAGGCUUCAGAGUAAGCGCCAUAAAUUCUUGCAUGCGGUGGCACCUUCGCUUGGGCUCAGGCCAUACGGAGAACUCUGGAGGGCGUGCAGAGUGGACCUUGGGAUCACCGAUUCAGGUAAGUGUCCAUUUAUGCCGGCACCGGAUGCUCAGGGAAAACCAACGGUCAGAGCCCUAGACACCGAUGAGGCUACAGCUUGGCUCAGGUUGUUGUUGCAAGUUGAGGACGGUGAUACUCGCAUUGCUUCGAAAUCCAUGAAGGCAACCAUGAUUUCUUGGGCGGCAAAGCGGGGUGUUGAUCCUCUAACCCUCCAGAGGCUUGGGUAUCACGCUGCAGGUGGAAUGGACCUGGUGUACAGUCGUGAUGCUCAAGCCCCACUGUUGCUAGUUGUCGAGCGCCUUCUGAAGGAAGUCAGGGAUGGCUCAUUUCGGCCUGAUGACACCAGGAGUGGACGCUUGGUCACGGAAAGAGCUCAGCCUUUGGUUAGCAGCUUUGUUCCUGAAGUCGGUGGGAUAGGUGGGCCCAGCGUGCUCCCGCAAGCCUCUGAUGUCUCCAGGGGACAGGAGUGCAAAUCUGAGCUUGGCGAAGAGUGUUCAGCUGGUGAGCCAAUCGUCGUGGACAGUGAGUCCGAACCGGGUGACUCCCCAGGAGAAUCCUCGGAUGAAUCUGAUGAGGACGAUGGGCAACCGAUUGCAUUGGUUGCUCAGGGCCUUGUGGUUCCGGCUGCUUUCCUGCAAAGGUGUUCCGAGGUCAGCUCAGAUGGGUCGCUGCACGCGGCUUUGGUUGCCCAGGGCAUUCGCAAUUUUCGUCAGCUUGCUUUUGCCAUAGGCACCCCCAGAGUAGAGCCGUCGGCUCAGCAGUACUCCGACUUGGCAACACAGGUCUUUGGUGCGAGUCCGGCACUGGGAAAGAUUGCUAUCCUGAGGGAUCUUCACUUUGAAGCCACGACAUAUGUCAUUCAAGUGUUCAAGGAGCAGGCAUCUUCAGACACCGCGGAUGUGCAGAUCAAGCGCUUACCGCUGCCGGAGCGAACAGCUCGUGCCCUUGACCAGCAGCGUAGGCUGAGUGGAGUCGCCAUCACUGGUGAGCUUCAGCCGUCUUACAACCUAGUUGACAAGUGCAAUACCAUGCUGGAGUCUGGGGCUUUAGUGUGGUUGCCGCCCUCGGUUUGCAGUAAGAGGGAUGCUGAGGUUGCGAUCGGAAUCACGGAAAAGUCUCCUGUCGUUCAUCUUGAGAAAGAUGCGUUGAAGUUGACAGCGCCUCAGCCUAAAAUCCCAGUGGACUUGUCCAGUCCGCUCAACCUUAUGUGGGCUUGGCAAAGACGUGGAAUUGCUAUGGACCAGUGCGGAUUGCUGUCGUGGGCAGUUCAUGAACAGUAUGUGCAACGCCUGUUGAAUCUGCUGACCGCUCCGGUCCCGAGUCAUUGCUCUCCUGUGCGCACUGAACAGCUUAUCAGGGCUGACAAAGAAGUGUGGACAUUGCUUGCAAGAGAGGUACAGCCACCUUACAAGUCGUUGCCUACCGGGAUUAAGCCAUUAGAUGCCCCUUUUACGAGUAUGAUGUUUGAUCAGCGGAUUCAGGUUUGGCUCACGCCAGUCGCAAGCACUAAUGUCUCAUCUGCUUCAGGUGCAGGUGCAGUGCCCGAGGUGCCAGAUCUUCCUACGCCACAUGGUCCGCAGAAAACCCCGACAAAGAAGAAGAUUCGUAAGAAGGCGCGGGCUCUCAUGCCAGAGUCCUUUAAGAAAUGCCCAAGGUUUUCUAAGGGACCCGUGUGUUGGGCGCAUAAUGGUGAAGGCACAGGCGAUGCUUCUUCCGAUCCAGGUGAACAACCUGCGGUGAAGAAUCCUCGUGUUGAUACUGGAGGCGGCUCGGAUUCGCUUGGAGCUCCAGCUCGCCCCACUGCCACAGAAGCAGAGCAUCUUAGUGACUUGAUCGAAUCUCUGAGUCAGAAAACUCUGUGCAGUGAUGACAUCUUGAGGUUGUUUGAUGCUUUGCCCAAAUCCCCUUCGCCUCGUCAGUCGGACGGGAAGGGUCAAUCCUUUGCUGCCGGGAGUUUUGUACACGGUGGAGCUGUCGGUCUACAUUCUAAUACUAUGGCCUAUGCAGGUGCCGUGAGAUUGAUUUGCAAUUUUCUGAGUGCGCACAUGAAAGGGGCGCCUUUUACUUCAUUCAUUUUCUUGGAUCAAUGCCAGAGUAGUCUGCAUGUUGACGCGAACAACGAGCCCCAGAGCUGGAACAUCAUUGUGCCGAUCAGUUCUUUCCAAGGUGGGGGCGUUUGGUACCAGGCAGAAGAUGGUGAUGUCGUGUGUCCUCAUGACUCGCGCUUGAAGGGCAAAAUUCUCCCUGUUGACAAAGGCCCGCAAUGGCUUUCAGCCACCCGUGACAAGCAUUGCACUUUGUCUUGGUCGGGCAGGCGAUGUGUCCUUGUCGGGUACAACACCCGGUUCGCUGAUCAUUUAAAGUCCCACGAAAUUUGUGCUCUGAAGGAUUUGGGGUUUUCUUUGAGUCCUGCGGUCUCGACAGGGGAACCCAUGCAAAUACCUCCGUCGUUGCAUGUGCAGGAUAUGCUUGUGAUCGAACUGUGCUGCGGCCCUGCCGCUAUCAGCCAUGCGUGUGGAAAGAUCGGCUUCCAAACUUUGGCACUCGAUCGCAAACCUGCUUCUUCAUCUGUGAGAGUCUUGUCUUUCGACCUUUUGUGUGCAGACAGCGUCGCUGGCCUCACCACCAUGCUCAAACAUGAGGCUUCCCGAGUGGCAAUGGUCUGGGCCCGUGUGCCCCACAGCACCUCUACACCAGCUCGUGAAAGACCUCUUCCACAGUUGAGAGGGAGUCAGUUGCGCGAGCCCAAGCCGUUACGGACUUCGGCACAUCCGGAUGGUGUCCCCGGGCUUUGUGGGGCAGACAAACGCAAGCUUGAAACCGCCAAUCUGGUUUUUGAGUCGGUCUGCCUUGUGCUGCGUGCAGCCUGCCUUUCAGGCGUUCGCUGUGUUAUUGAGAAUCCUCAGAAUUCGCUCUUUUGGCAGACCUCCUUCUUUCGUGCCCUUCAGGCUCUGAGCCCUCAGUCAUGUUGGGUUCCCUUCCACAUGUGUGCUCAUGGCGGAGAUCGACCUAAACCGUGCAAGCUAUGGACUUCUUCGCACUUCCUUGAUGCCUUGCAACUUACAUGCCCAGGUGAGUCCGAGCACCAUGUGCAUACGUCCUGGAAACCUGUCUCCAAGAACGGGCGUUUUAGUCAAGCCAUCAGCGUGUAUCCCAGUCUCUUUUGCCAGCGUGUAGCUGGCUUGCUGAGGGAUUCUGUUGUCAAGGAGGGCGCGUCUGAAGCUACCUCUUUGAGUGAGCAGCAAAUUCACACGCCGCCUGUUGCUCGUGUUCCCCUUGGCCUCCAGCCUACGCGGUCACCGGGUGUGCUGCCCGAGUUUGGUUACUACGUUCAUGUCAUCGAUUAUGUUCAAAACUCGGAACCAACUGCAGUGGCGCCGCCAAAAGGGCAUUUUAUUUCUCGGCAUUUGUCCACUUGGGGCGAUGUGCAGGCCGAGAAACGAGUAGCUGCUGUAGGCUUGCACUGUAGGGUUUCCGACCCGCAACCUGGAACCAGGGUGGAGGUUUUCAGGUUUGGCAUCCCCCUUGCUCCGGAUAAGUUUGUGCAAAGGGCCGUAAGUGCUGGACACCCAAGAGACUUCGUUGACAGUCUCGAACCGGCCUUGAAAUCCGUGGUCAAAGAGAACCUUCUAGGUGAUGAAUUUUCUUUGGCUAAGCACCGUUUAAAAUUCAUAGCUCGCUGGUCUGCGCGAGCGAAGGAACUUCAAGGCCGUGAGGAUGCACUUCACGCAGCGCUUCCUCCUCACAUCCGUCAGACCUUGAAAGGCAAACGGCUCCUCUUGUGGCAGGAAUUGAUUCUUGCGUAUGGUCUUCCGGAUACCAGCCUCAUCGAGGAUAUGCAAAAGGGUUUUUCUUUAAGUGGCUGGCUGCCUGCAAGCCAGGCUUUCCCCACGCAGAUUAAGCGACCCGAGUUUUCCCUUGAAACGUUGAAACUUCUGUCAGGUAGUCUGAACAAAGCCGUGCUUGAAAAAAUGGCGGUGCGACAAGAGCCUUUGCUUGAGCAUGCCACUUGGCAGGCUACGUUGGACGAACUUCAGAGUGGUUGGAUCUGGGAAGCGCCUAAGUUUGAGGGGGAUUUUAAGGUUUACGCCCGUAGGUUUGGCAUAGUGCAAGGGGACAAAACGCGCGUGAUUGAUGACUGUAGUUGUUGCGGUCUCAAUGCAACCGUGGGGACGGUUGAAAAAUUCGUAGUCCACGCGAUUGAUAGGAUGGCUGCCAUGCUGUCUUACGCAAUUGACAUCUCGACGGAGGGAGGAGCUCCGCUUUGCGGCCGAACGUAUGAUCUCAAGUCUGCAUACAAACAAUUCCCUGUGUCCUGUGCAGACCGUGACAUCUUGAGAAUGUUCGUCAACCGACCAGGCCAAGCCGAGCCGUCGUCAGUGGGCCUGAACGCACUCCCGUUCGGUGCAAUAGGCUCAGUUGCCGCUUUCUUGAGAAUAAGUAUGUCGGUUUGGAUGUUGGGGGUGCUUGCACUUAGGGUAAUCUGGACGGCUUUCUUUGACGACUACAGCGUAGUCUCGAAGGAGAGCCUGAAGCAGAAUACUGCCUUCGCUGUGCAAUCCCUGUUCAACCUUUUAGGCCUUGACUACGCCAAGGAAGGGAAGAAGGCGCCUGAGUUUUCUGGGGUGUUCCAGAUGCUAGGUUUAGUGGUUGAUCUUAGUCAGUUCGAAAGUCGUCUGGUUAAGAUUGGCCACACAGACAAACGCAUUGCUGAGCUGACGCGCUCUUUGGAUGGAAUCCUUGAAGAAGACAGACUCAGCGCGAAGGAGGCUGAACGGUUACGAGGGCGCAUGAACUUCUUUGAAGGCCAUGCUUUUGGGAGAGGGCCGACUCAGGCGGUCAGGAAUUUGGAUCGCCAGGCACGGGUUGGUCUCUUGAAGCAAGGCUUGACAGGAGAUGCCAAGACAUCUCUUGGUGUUCUUCGCAGCCGCCUGUUGUCCGCUCGGCCCCUUGAGAUUAGCCCAAAGUUCAGCAAGACUUGGUAUCUCUUUACGGACGGAGCCUUUGAGAAUGGAAAAGGCAGUGUCGGAGCAAUCUUCUACGACCAGUCAGGAGUUGCUCGUGGUGCCUUUGGCAGUCGCGCUCCCGAUGCCUUCAUGCAUCGUGCACUUGAGUACUCUCGCAAUCCUAUUUAUGAACUUGAGCUUGUGCCGGUUCUGUUAGCUUUUAGGGUUUGGCAGAAGGUCUUCAAGUGUGGCCAACUUGUGGUGUACGUGGACAAUGAAGCGGCGAAAGCAGCGUUGAUCCGUGCUUGUGCAUCUACGCCAGUUGCAGAGUUGGUUACCGAGAGUGUGCGAUUACUUGAAGAAUCGCUCCAACUCAGGUGCUGGUAUUCUCGAGUGCCUUCAUUGAGCAACCCUGCCGAUGCACCAAGUCGGCUCUGCUUUGAUGGCAUUGAUCCUUCAAUCAUCGUGAAAGCUGCGUCCUUGCAGUGGGAUGUGUUGUCCAGUGUUGGCCGAGUGGGGUGA
This is a messenger RNA of Symbiodinium sp. CCMP2592, 9708 nucleotides long. The record is from the annotation of a GenBank genome assembly. NCBI's taxonomy places the organism in Eukaryota, Dinophyceae, Suessiales, Symbiodiniaceae.